Molecule: messenger RNA, 363 nt
Organism: Hydra vulgaris (swiftwater hydra)
Lineage: Eukaryota; Metazoa; Cnidaria; Hydrozoa; Anthoathecata; Hydridae
Product: histone H1.0-like
Biological process (GO): nucleosome assembly; negative regulation of DNA recombination; chromosome condensation
Cellular component (GO): nucleosome; nucleus
Molecular function (GO): nucleosomal DNA binding; structural constituent of chromatin; double-stranded DNA binding
Source: RefSeq, a predicted model, not a curated record
AUGUCUCAACAUUUGUCACCAAAAAAGGUGGCAAAAAAAAAAGCGGUUAAAAAGCCUACACAUCAUGCUCCCUACAACGAUAUGAUUAUUGAUGCUAUUAAAUCGCUUAAAGAACGUAAAGGAUCUUCGCGGCAAGCAAUUACCAAGCAUGUCAAAGCUCACAACAAAGUUGGAGAAAACGUUGAUUUGCAAGUGAAGAUGAAUCUGAAGCGAAUGGUUGCUAACAAAACCUUGGUUCAAAUGAAAGGAACAGGCGCAUCUGGUUCAUUUAGAAUAGGUGCUAAAAAAGUGGUACUCAACUAUUUCAAAGUUUUAAAACAAGUAUUUGAUUACAAGCGAGUUACAAAGAUGUAUUCGUGUUAG